GCACAGGCUCAUGUUGAUCACUCAUGUUUUUGUCAACCAAAAUGUAUAGCAUUCAUUUAUCACAAUCAUAUUGAAUUUACUUGAAAAUGGUAAUUGCAAUCGGUUUCGAGGGAAGCGCGAACAAAAUCGGAGUUGGAAUUGUUCGCGAUGGCGAAGUGCUGGCCAACGAACGAGAAACGUACAUCACACCACCUGGAGAAGGCUUCCUUCCCAAGGAAACGGCACAGCAUCACCGAUCGAAAAUACACGACAUCCUGAAGCGUGCCCUGGCCGUUUCCGGCGUGACACCUCAGGAGAUCGAUGUGGUUUGCUAUACGAAAGGGCCGGGAAUGGCGCCUCCCCUGCUAGCCGUGGCCAUCGUUGCUCGGACCAUUGCCCAGAUCUGGAACAAACCCAUCCUGGGAGUGAACCAUUGCAUUGGGCAUAUUGAAAUGGGUCGGCUGAUUACAAAGGCGCAAAAUCCGACCGUGCUUUACGUUAGUGGCGGGAACACUCAGAUCAUUUCGUAUGCUUGCAAGAGAUAUAGGAUUUUUGGGGAAACAAUCGACAUUGCGAUUGGAAACUGUUUGGACCGGUUUGCCCGGAUCAUCAAACUGUCCAACGAUCCCAGUCCUGGGUAUAACAUAGAGCAAAUGGCCAAGAAGGGUACCAAGUACCUUACACUGCCCUAUUCCGUAAAGGGAAUGGAUGUUAGCUUCUCGGGAAUAUUGUCCUUCAUCGAACAGAAAGCUCGCCCUAAAGGAAAGCAGAAGAAACAAAAGACAAACGAGGAAAAGUGGUCCGACGAGGAUUUGUGCUUCUCGCUCCAGGAAACGCUGUUUGCCAUGCUGGUGGAAACGACCGAGCGCGCGAUGGCCCAUUGUGGUUCUAGUGAGGUGCUGAUCGUUGGAGGAGUCGGUUGCAACGAACGGUUGCAGGAAAUGAUGGGCAUAAUGUGCCAGGAGCGGGGCGCCAAACUCUUUGCAACGGACGAAAGGUUUUGCAUCGAUAACGGCGUGAUGAUUGCCCAUGCCGGCUGGGAGAUGUUUCGCAGUGGGACCCGGAUGGGAUGGGAGGAGACCACCAUCACCCAGCGUUAUCGGACGGAUGAAGUUCUGGUGACCUGGAGGGACGAUUGAUAGCGAGGUAAGUGGGGCACGGUACUCCAAUCGAUACUAAAAAGUUUUCCCAAAAGAUGAAAUGCGUUGUAAAUGGAAA
Messenger RNA from Aedes aegypti (yellow fever mosquito), 1197 nucleotides. RefSeq names its product probable tRNA N6-adenosine threonylcarbamoyltransferase (gene Tcs3). Bases 87 to 1118 code for a protein of 343 amino acids. Gene Ontology annotation, biological process: tRNA threonylcarbamoyladenosine modification. The record is from RefSeq and is a predicted model, not a curated record. Gene Ontology annotation, cellular component: cytoplasm; EKC/KEOPS complex. NCBI's taxonomy places the organism in Eukaryota, Metazoa, Arthropoda, Insecta, Diptera, Culicidae. The transcript has 2 exons.